GUGUGUUAGUUUUAAUGUUCUUCCAUGGUACCAUCUAAUGAAGAUGCGCCUGAACCUGUGUUUACAUUUGGUAAACACAGAGGACGCACUUUUCUUGACGUAUAUAACAACGACGUGAAUUACGUAAAUUGGAUGAAGUCAUUAUCGGAUCCCUCAGAUAAAGUCUUAGAAUUUUGCAAUUUCAUAGCUAACUAUGAAACAGGUAUUAAAGUAACCAAUUCAAAUUGCGAAGGUCAGUCAUUUGAUUCCGAUACUACAUUUAAUUCGCCUAAUGUGCCUUCUCUGGACCAUGCGAUAAAACCUUAUUCUUCUAACACACAUACUCCAAAACGCAGCCUAUCUGAUUUAAAAAAUCAAGAAAAUUACAAGGAAACGCUUUGUAUGUCUAGUGAAAAGGUAGGAUCCCUCAAUAAGAGGCAAAAAUACUCAACGAUGCCUACAUCAAAUGAUUCCUCUAUUCAGCAAUUUUCCCCCAGCGAAUUUAAUUCGCCAUCUUUACAGGAUAUUUUCAAUUCUUUGGAAUCUAAAAAUGAAAGCUGUGUGACUACGCAAACCCCUGGAGAUACUACACACUUCUUAGAAUUUGAAGGAGUUAUUGCUCUGGUGCUCUACUCUGAAUCGGAAUUCUACAUAAGUUACUGCAAAUCGAUUAACGCGAAUUAUACCAGGUGGAGCUAUUACGUACCACCUCAAUUGUAUGAGCACCUAAAUAAACUAUGUCUUACCACAACUCAGAGACUAAUAGCAAAGGACAAAUGUACAACAUAUAAAGCUUCAGACUAUAAUUUGGUGCUAAAAUCUUUGCGUAAUGUCAUACGUGACAAAAGUCAAAUAGAAACUAUACCAAAUUUUAUUUUAAGAACAUUUCCUUCAUUUUCAUCAUACGCCAAAGACUCUAAGUUACCUCAAAAAACGAUGGAAACGCUCUUCGAUAAUCAGAGUCCAUACACAAAAAGAAAUGCUCCAAAUCUUUCUAGCCUGAUUGGAGAAGAACUUUACAGAGAGCUUAAACCAUUCCAACAUGAAGGUGUAGAAUUUGGUAUAAGAAAAAAUGGUAGAGUAUUAAUAGGGGAUGAAAUGGGUCUAGGAAAAACACUACAAGCACUUGCAAUAUCGGCAUUUUAUUCAAUCGACUGGCCAAUGAUGAUCGUUUGUCCAUCAUCACUCAGAUUUCAAUGGCGUGAUCAGUGUAUACGUUGGUUACCACACUUAGUGGACCAUGGUGAUAUAUUCCUUGUAAAAAACGGAAGAAAUGAUAUUCCCUUACAUGCAAAAGUUGUUAUAAUUUCUUAUGAUUUAUUAACCAAAAAUGAGAGAUUUAGACAUAAUUAUAGAGUUAUUGUGAUAGAUGAGUCACACUAUCUUAAAAAUCGUCUAGCAAAGAGAACAAAGCAAAUUGUGCCACUAAUUAGAAUGGCUAAACGUGCGAUUUUACUCUCAGGUACACCCGCAUUAAAUCUUCCUUCCGAAUUAUAUGAACAAAUUUCGUGUAUAAUACCUGAAUUUUCAUCAUAUAACAAUUUUGUUGAACGUUAUUGUGAGAAGAAAAAGAAUUGGUAUACAAAUAAAAUGGAAUAUGUCGGAUCAAAGCAUACACACGAGCUUCACCUAUUUCUAGUUAAAACGGUCAUGAUACGUCGAUUGAAAGAAAAUGUUUUGCAUGAACUUCCACCGAAAAUACGCUCUAAAAUACCGAUUGAACUUCCCCCAAGCUUUCUAAAAUCUUGUAAGGCCGCUCUAAGUCCAUUGGAAACAAGAAUACUCUCUGAUAAGGAUUCUGACAAUUUCGAAGAAGAGUUCAAAAGCUUUCAAGAUAUUUUCAGAAUGACUGGUGAAGCAAAAUGCAAGGGAGUUUGUCAAUAUAUUGAGCAUUUGAUAGAUACAAAUAUCAAAUUUUUAAUAUUUGCGCAUCAUAUGAUCGUUAUGGAUUCUAUAGAAGACAAACUCAAAGAAAAAGGUGCGAACUAUAUACGCAUAGAUGGUUCAACAAGUCUUGACAAAAGAGAAGCCUAUGUAAAUCUAUUUCAGACCGAUAAACACUGUAAAAUUGCACUGCUAUCACUAUCCGCAUGCGGAGUGGGCCUCAAUCUCACUGCAUCAUCAACGGUGGUCUUCGCCGAAUUAUUCUGGGUCCCAGGUCAAAUGAUUCAGGCGGAAGAUAGGGCGCACAGACUAGGAACAAAACAUACAAGCAUAAACAUUCAUUACCUAAUCGCCGAAAAUUCGGUAGAAGAAACAGUUUGGAAAGUUAUAAAUCGCAAAUGGGAAACAAUAACAUCUACACUUAAUGGUCAAAUAUCAAAUCUUAUCCUUUCCAAGGAUGACAAAAAAAACAUACCACAGAACCAACACUCUAUCACAAAAAUGUUCAACUUAUAA
Molecule: messenger RNA, 2379 nt
Organism: Theileria equi strain WA
Lineage: Eukaryota; Apicomplexa; Aconoidasida; Piroplasmida; Theileriidae
Product: helicase family member protein
Exons: 1
Coding region: 25-2379 (784 amino acids)
Biological process (GO): replication fork processing; DNA repair
Cellular component (GO): nuclear replication fork
Molecular function (GO): ATP-dependent chromatin remodeler activity; ATP binding
Source: RefSeq, a predicted model, not a curated record